Messenger RNA from Austrofundulus limnaeus, 893 nucleotides. It is a transcript of the gene cryba4, whose product is annotated as crystallin, beta A4. The transcript is spliced from 6 exons. The record is from RefSeq and is a predicted model, not a curated record. Gene Ontology annotation, molecular function: structural constituent of eye lens. Lineage: Eukaryota; Metazoa; Chordata; Actinopteri; Cyprinodontiformes; Rivulidae. The coding region runs from base 65 to 655 and encodes 196 amino acids. Gene Ontology annotation, biological process: lens development in camera-type eye; visual perception.
UUGGGGCGCGUGGCUCUUCUCACUCUCACGGCAGGACGACCCAAGAGCAUCGAAACAAGACAAGAUGACUCACCAUUGCACCAAGUUCUCCGGCCACUGGAAGAUCAUCGUCUACGAUGAGGAGUGCUUCCAGGGCCGCCGCCACGAGUUCACCUCUGAGUGCUGCAACGUCAUGGAGUUCGGAUUUGAGACCGUGCGCUCCCUGAGGGUGGAGAGUGGCGCCUGGGUGGGUUAUGAGCACGCCUCCUACCAGGGCCAGCAGUUUAUCCUGGAGAGGGGAGAGUACCCUCAGUGUGAUGCCUUCGGAGGCAGCAACGCCUAUCAUAUCGAGAGGAUGACUUCAUUCAGACCUAUCGCCUGCUCUAACCACAGAGAGUGUCGUAUGACCAUCUUCGAACGGGAGAACUUCAUGGGCCGCAAGGGUGAGCUCAGCGACGACUACCCCUCCCUCCAGGCCAUGGGCUGGUGCAACAAUGAGGUCGGCUCUCUCAGGGUCCAGUCUGGAGCAUUUGUGUGCUACCAGUACCCUGGCUACCGUGGCUACCAGUAUAUCAUGGAGUGUGACCGUCACUGUGGGGAGUACAAACACUUCAGGGAGUUUGGCUCCCACUGCCAGACUCCCCAGAUCCAGUCCAUCCGCCGUAUUCAGCAGUAACCGGUCGCAUCGAACCCAAUCUCCUACGUGACCCUUCACCCCUGACCCCUCCCCGCCCCCUCCUCGCUGCUGAAUAAACUGUUUUUCUUAAACCUUACUGACUUCCACCGAUGUACCUACUUAUCUGAGGCACACGUUCCCUCACUUAAAAUCCUUGUGAACUGCAUCGCUUUUCUUGACGAGUCACAGAACAGUGUACAGAGACAACUUGGCAAAUAAAGACUGAAUCUGAAACAAA